This is a messenger RNA of Gigantopelta aegis, 4373 nucleotides long. Its product is annotated as ribosome biogenesis protein BMS1 homolog. The transcript is spliced from 23 exons. Lineage: Eukaryota; Metazoa; Mollusca; Gastropoda; Neomphalida; Peltospiridae. Bases 174 to 4310 code for a protein of 1378 amino acids. Gene Ontology annotation, molecular function: GTP binding; GTPase activity; U3 snoRNA binding. Gene Ontology annotation, biological process: ribosome biogenesis; maturation of SSU-rRNA from tricistronic rRNA transcript (SSU-rRNA, 5.8S rRNA, LSU-rRNA); endonucleolytic cleavage of tricistronic rRNA transcript (SSU-rRNA, 5.8S rRNA, LSU-rRNA). The record is from RefSeq and is a predicted model, not a curated record. Gene Ontology annotation, cellular component: 90S preribosome; nucleus.
CCUAACACUGUAACAAAACCAAAAUGAGAGUUGUCUCCCAUAUUCAAAAUGGCGCCGCCCACGUGUGUGGACACUGUAAAUUACACCAGUUGUUUUCUGGUGCUUUGAUUUAUUGUUAAAGAUGGAUAUGUCUUGAUAUUCUUACAAUAGAUUUCUGGUACAUCUGCUCGUACAUGAUGGAGGAUGAGGGUAAUGACAAGAAAGGACAUAGAGCCCGUUUGGCCGGAAGGAAAGCUGAAAAGAAGAAAGCUAAAAACAAACAUGAACAAGACUUGAGUGCCCGGCAGCGCAAUCCUAAAGCCUUCUCCAUACAGGCUGUUCAGAAAACUGCAAGACGUGUACAAAGAACACUUGACAUCAAGACACGAAAGCAGCACAUUCCUCUGGUCGAUCGGACCCCACUGGAACCACCCCCUGUGAUUGUUGCUGUCGUUGGCCCACCCAAAGUAGGAAAGACAACUCUGUUGCAGUGUAUCGUGAGGAACUUUGCUAAAGAAAAAUUGUCUAAUGUACAAGGUCCAGUCACCGUGGUUUCUGGCAAGCGAAGAAGACUGACAUUGAUCGAAUGCAACAAUGACAUCAACUGUAUGAUCGACAUCGCUAAAGUUGCUGAUCUGGUGUUAUUAUUGGUAGAUGCCAGUUUUGGUUUUGAAAUGGAAACAUUUGAGUUUCUGAACAUCUGCCAAGUUCACGGUUUCCCGAGAAUCAUGGGAGUUUUGACUCACCUGGAUAUGUUCAAGAACAACAAACAGCUGCAGAAGACCAAGAAGCGGUUAAAACACAGGUUUUGGACAGAAAUUUAUCAAGGCGCCAAGUUGUUCUACCUGUCUGGGAUGGUGAACGGGGAGUACCAGCGGAUGGAGGUUCACAACCUGUGUCGCUUCAUCUCAGUGAUGAAGUUCCGGCCACUGCAGUGGCGCAUCACCCACCCCUACAUCCUGGCUGACCGUGUGGAGGACAUCACCAACCCCGAACACCUGCGACAGAACAACAAGUGUGACAGGAGGGUCUGUCUCUACGGCUACGUCAGAGGAACGCAGAUGAAAAAUGGACAGUUUAUUCACAUUCCAGGAUGUGGUGACUUCAUCAUUCAUGACAUGCAGUUCCUCUCAGACCCAUGCCCGAUGCCAGACAGAGAAAAACGGCGAUCGCUGAACGAUAAAGAACGUUUUAUCUACGCCCCCAUGUCUGGCGUUGGGGGAAUCGUCUAUGACAAAGAUGCAGUGUACAUUGAUCUCGGUGGAAGCCACUCGUACUCAAAGAAACAUGAGGAAGCCAAGCCGUCUAACGAGCUUCUGUCUGCGCUGAUUGGGAUGAUCAACCCGGUGGAUGAGAAGAUGUCUAGUAGUGAGAUGUCCGUGUUCACCAACACCACUCCCAUCAUCAGUGGGGACUCAGGCAGUAUAGACUUUAUUUCAGAAACAGAUAAAACAUCAGUUCACAGUCACGUCCGUCGGAAAGCAGUUUUUAGCACAAAGGAUGAAGACAGUGAUGAUGAUGAUGAGGAGGAGGAUGAUAACGAUGAUGAUGGCAGUGAAGAUGAGGACAACAAACAGACAGUCAAACAUGAUAAGCAAAAAGAAGUCAUCUCUCAGGAAGUUCCAAAGUCUACUGAUGUCUGUUUUGAUGAUAGUGAUGCUGAUAGUGAUGAUGAUGAUAGCUUUCAGGUAUUUAAGACAUCUAAAUCUCCAAAGAGUGAGAAAGUGAAAUUAAAACAUUCAAAGAAACUGAAAUCUCGUUCUACAAAGAGUUGUGAUGAGACUAAAACAAGAGACAGUGAGAAUAUCAAGGAAGAUGAAGAAGAAGAAUCUGAUGCUGAUCAGAGCAGUGAUGAGGAUGACAGCAAUUUACAGACGGUUACUAUGGAAACGGAGCAGACGCCUUCUGACAGUGACAGUGAAGAUGAUGAAGUUGUUUUUAAAAUUUCAAAAUCACCGUCAAAGAAAAAAACGAAAAGUAAAAAGAAAAGACAAAGUGUUUCGCAGAAUGACAAUAUUUCUAAUAUCUCUGACAGUGAUAAAGUAGUUACUUCGUUAAGUUCAAAAAGUAAAAAGAAGGUCAAACAAACUGCAGUGAGUAAGAAAAUGGGAAAGUUGGAACAUGUUUCCAAGAAGAAGUCUGGGAAUGUAGGUGUGUUGAAGUCGGAUGAAUGUGAGAAAAUGGAUGUUGGCAGUGAUGAUGACUUGUCAUCAAAGAGUGAUGAUAAUUCUGAUGAUCAGGAAAGUGAAAAUUCUAAAACACAUGCUGCUGCUGGACCAGCAGCUACUGAGGCAGAUCAGACUAAUUCCGAGGCAGAUGAAGUGAGUUCAGACUCUGAGGCAGAUGAUGUGAGUUCAGACUCGGAGGCUGAACAAGUGGGUUCUGAUCCUGAUGAAGAAGUGGGUUCUGAUCCUGAUGAAGAACAUGAUGAUGAGAAUAUGGAGGCUGAUGACCAAGCAAAUUCUGAUGAUGGAGUGGGUGUACAGUGGAAGGACAACAUGACAGAAAAGGCUGCUGAAGCGUUUCGAAGACGGCAAACAGGAAAAGUUAACUACAGAAAACUGAUUUACGGUCCAGUGGUUGCUGAAAAGGGCGAUGAAGAGUCCGACAGUGCUGAUGAUGAGCUGGGCGGCCUGUUUAAGAUUCUCAAGAAGAAAAGUCGACAGGAGAAACCUGACCAAACUCUGAAUGAGACGGAGUCCUCGAAACUGGUCGUCGAUAACCUACAAGACUGGGACCUGCAAGAGAUCCGUGACAGUAUCCGAGACUGUUUCGUGACUGGAGCCUGGGACAAAAGUGAUGACGCAGCUCAAAGAUUGAAGGAAGAUGAUGAGCUGUAUGGUGAUUUUGAAGACUUGGAGACAGGCCAGGUACACCGUGGAGAGGAUGAUGAGGAAAAGUUGGAGGAAAACGAUGAUACAGCUGCUGAAGACGCGCCAGAGGUGAGGAAGAAGAAGAAGAGCGAGAUGACCUCGAUGGAGAGACGGGUGGAGAAGAAACGUAAGCUGAAGGAGAUGUUUGACAAGGAGUACGACGUGAAGGGCGACUCGGAGUUCUACGAUGCGUGGAAGGCUGAGAACCAACAGCAGGCACAGUUGAACCGAGCUGAGUUUGAGAGCCUGGGAGAAGAGCAGCGUGUCGAGUACGAGGGGUUUCGCCCUGGCCUGUACUGCCGCGUGGAGAUUGACAAGAUGCCCUGUGAGUUCAUCGAACACUUCAACCCCACCUACCCACUGAUUGUCGGCGGGCUGCAAAACAUCGAGGGAAAUAUCGGAUUUGUGCAGACACGGCUAAAGAAACACAGAUGGCACAAGAAGAUUCUCAAAACACGCAACCCUCUAAUUAUCUCCCUUGGAUGGCGGCGGUUCCAGACUUUACCUCUGUACUCGAUCCAGGACCACAACUUCCGGAACCGACUUCUCAAGUACACGCCAGAACAUCUGCACUGUACAGCCUCCUUCUGGGGGCCCAUAACUCCUCAGGGUACUGGACUGCUUGCUGUGGAGAGCCUGUCUGAAGUGGGUUCAAACUUCCGGAUUGCAGCAACUGGAGUUGUGUUGGAGCUUGACAAGUCCAUGCAGAUAGUCAAGAAACUCAAACUAGUGGGAACACCGUCGAAAAUAUUCAAGAAAACAGCUUUUAUUGAGGGAAUGUUCAACUCUCAGCUGGAAGUAGCGAAGUUUGAAGGUGCGAACGUUCGGACGGUGAGCGGAAUACGCGGUCAGAUCAAGAAAGCCAACAAGACGCCACCUGGAUCAUUUAGGGCAACGUUUGAAGACAAGAUUCUGAUGAGCGAUAUUGUUUUUAUUCGAACGUGGUAUCCCGUGGAGGUUCCCACAUUUUAUAACCCUGUGACAUCGCUUCUGUUACCGGAUUCGGAGAAAAACCAAUGGCAGGGAAUGAAGACAGUAGGACGUUUGAGGAAAGAGAGAAACAUACAAGUUACACAGAAAUCUGACUCACGUUAUCAGACGGUGGAGCGUCCAGUGAGGCGGAACAAACCGCUGAUAAUCCCACGAGAACUGCGCCAGAACCUGCCGUUCAAAGACACCCCAAAACACCUGCUACAACAACCCAACACAGUGAAGAGGAUCAGUGUCAUCAGGGAGCCCAAGGAGGUCAAGAUUGCCAAGUUGAUGCACAUGAUGAAGGCCUUGUACGAUCAUAAGCGGCGCACGGCCCAUGUGGACAUGCGACACAGAGUGGAAAAACACCACAAGGCUAAGGAGAAGAUCGAGGAGUCGAGACUGGCCAAACAGAAGCAAACCAAAAAAGAUCUUUUCAGAGUGCUCGGAAAGAUGGAACACAAGAAAAACAAAAACAAAGACUGAGAGAAUGAAAUUAUGACAAAAAUCUCAAAUAAAAAUGUGGUGAUCACAGUGUUAAGAUUGAGA